Pristis pectinata (smalltooth sawfish) is the source of this 1338-nucleotide messenger RNA. RefSeq names its product solute carrier family 35 member G3-like. Gene Ontology annotation, cellular component: membrane. The record is from RefSeq and is a predicted model, not a curated record. Lineage: Eukaryota; Metazoa; Chordata; Chondrichthyes; Rhinopristiformes; Pristidae.
AUGACAAAGGUUGGUGGAAGUUUGAUUGAGAAACGAAAGAAAGCAAAUGGCAGGGUCCGGGCAACUGGAACCGUCAAUCUCUCGAGGAAGACGGAGUGCGGAGGAGAGUGCGGAAGGAAUUCGGAAGGCAAAAUGAGGUCAUGGCAGGGUCAAAGAGCUUCAACAGACCUUCAGACAGAAGGGGUUAAGUGUAGGAUUGAAGGGGUGGUUCGGAACUUGGUAAAGCCCAGGGGUCAGUCCGCAGUGACGUCCACCGUCACCCAGGGUGACAAAGCCCCUUCACCGACUUCACUGGGAACCAACCAGCGGACGAUCCCCAGCGGUCGGGAAGGGAACCUUGGAUGUCGAGAGAGGUGGUGCCACCGAGAGGUCCGGGGGGCUCGGCGCGCCGAUGGAGCUUCAGCGGGAGCGCGGCGCGGGGGACCGACCCCGGGAGCCGGAGGGUGGCCGGACGGGCCGGCGCUGGAGCUGGGGCGGGGGCUGCUUGUCGGACAGAGCCGAGGGGCUGGUGGUGGCCCUGCUGGGGGCGGCGUGCCGGCCGGCUUCGUGGCGCCCUUCACCCGCAUCGCCUACCAGGCGUCCCGGCUGCCGCCGCUGCAGAUCCUUUUGUUACGCUGCUGUCCUCUGGGGCUGGGCUUCGCGCUGCGCUGCCGGGGCGCGCCGCUCUUCGGACCCCGCGCCGCCUGGAGACCCGUCUUCGUCCACGCCCUGGUCAACGUGGUGUCGGUGGGCUGCGCCUACAUCGUGAUGGUCAUCCCGGCCGGGAGCGCCACCACCGUGCGCAAGGGCACCUCGACCCUCUGCUCCACGCUGAUGGGUCUGGUCAUCAGCACCUACCGGCUCAGCCCGUGCGACUGGCUCGGCGUCCUGGGCAGCGUGGCCGGACUCUGCCUGAUCGUGGUGCCCGAGUUGGCGGCGCUGGACAAGGUCUCGCUGCUGCCUGACGUCUUGGCUACGUGUUGGCCAUGCUGGCGGCUUGGCGCUGGCGUCGCCCUGGUCAUCUUCCGCGCCCUCGGCCACCCGGCCAAGCUGCUGACGGCCGCCUUCACCUUCGGCGUGGUGGGCAGCCUGGCGUGCGCCCCUCUGGCGCCGCUGCUCCGACCGGUGCUCACCGCCGACCCGCUCACCUGGGUCUGCGUGGCGGCCGGCUCCCUGCUCGCCCUCGUCUCCUUCUUCUGCGCCAACCACGCGGUGACCAGGGCGCACCCGGCGCUCGUCUGCGCCCUGCUGCACUCCGAGGGUGUGACCAUGCUGUUGCAGUACCUGCUGCUCGGCGAGCCCGUCACCGCCUACGACGUGGGUGGGGCGGGGGUGAUCGUGGGCGCAUCGUGCUGGUGA